Molecule: messenger RNA, 3347 nt
Organism: Megalobrama amblycephala (Wuchang bream)
Lineage: Eukaryota; Metazoa; Chordata; Actinopteri; Cypriniformes; Xenocyprididae
Gene: p2rx5
Product: purinergic receptor P2X, ligand-gated ion channel, 5
Exons: 12
Coding region: 1261-2682 (473 amino acids)
Biological process (GO): monoatomic cation transmembrane transport; response to ATP
Cellular component (GO): nuclear inner membrane; plasma membrane
Molecular function (GO): purinergic nucleotide receptor activity; extracellularly ATP-gated monoatomic cation channel activity
Source: RefSeq, a predicted model, not a curated record
UCUUUGUAGGCUUGUUUAAAAAAAAAAAAAAAAGUUCCUGGAGCCAAGCACUUGGAUUUCUAUAGAUAAUGGGUAGAAGUUGAGGUUCCUUGUUUGUUUCUUUCUUUAUAGAUUUGAUUUUAAAAGCUGGAUGGCAGAUACCUAAUUUGGUUAUACUCCACAUUUGGUUAGUAAUAACCUAUGGUGAAAAUCUAGUUCAGUGACACAUGUUGUGGUCUUGUUUUGACAGCUGCUGCUACAAAAAUGGUAAGAUGGUGCCACCAAGUGUCUUCAGAUAAGCCAGCUGAAAUUCUAACUUUAAACAAAUCUCUGCUGGAGCUGCUUAUGCGUUUAUUUGUCAUUAGCUGGCAAUUAUAUUACUAACCGAAGUAAUUGGUUCUAAACUAUUUAAUCAGCUAGCGUUUUUGUAAAUAGGUUUAGAGUAAAAUGUUCGCAAACUAGCUUGAAGCAAUUGGGCUAGUUUUUUUUAUUGUAUUAUUCGAGACAUUUGAUUCGUACACUAUAAAUCGUUAAAAUCUAUUAUUCCAAAUUAUUUCACAUGUGGAUAUCUCGAUAGGCCUAUCUAUAAAAUUAUUUCUAAAAAUAAAUCCUUACCUCUGUAUGUGGUAACGACCGAAAAGGUCAUGGAAAUUAUUAGGCUUGUCAAAACACAGACUUGUACAUAAGAUAGGAGAGCGAAUGAAAAACAGUUUUUAUCACUUUACAAAAAAAUUCUAUUUCAUAACAUUAGCCUACUUAAUAAUAUACUUUUCCAUAUUAUGCAUUUAUUCACUGCAUUUAUUAAUCUAGGUUAAUUUAUUAUUCUUUAAUCAUUUAUAAUUUAUAUUCCUUAUUCAUGAUAGGCGUAGGCCUAUAUUUGUACAACUUAAAAUGUUGAAAUGUAAUGGUAUAAAUUGAAUGAACACAAUGAAUAUAAACUUAGAUUAAUAUGCUGUAAAAGUAUUUAUUAUAUGAUACCUGUAUUAAAUAAUGUGAACGACAGUUGCCACCAUUAAAACUAUUAUGGAUAUCCGCUGAGUAGUAAGAAAGCUCCUUUGAGACGUCCUUAAAAACAGCGUAACCCCUUAUUUACUGCUCGUAGGCUAUCAGUUAAAUCAAUGAUAGGAAUGUUGACAAAAUAAAGAAAAAUAUUCCGGAACAAAAGGAAGAGAACAGAAAUCAAAAAGGUUUUGACGAUGUAUUCAGGGGGAAGAACUGGUUGCACCGCCGUAAGCGCAGAGCAGUUGACAGCUGCUUCGAGCCUGUCAAUGACACAGGAACAUGGCUCAGACCUGGGGUAACUUUUUCUUCUCUCUACUCGAUUACAAGACUGAGAAAUUUGUCAUCGCUAAAAACAAAAAGGUCGGAGUUCUGUUCAGACUCUUUCAGCUGGGAGUGAUUGGAUAUGUGAUCGGCUGGGUUUUUAUUUGGAAGAAAGGAUAUCAGGAGACUGAGGAAGCCAUCCAGAGUUCUGUGGUCACCAAACUCAAGGGUAUAGAUUUUACCAACAGCUCUCAGUUUGGUCUACAGCUUUGGGGUGCAGAGGACUAUGUCAUUCCUCCACAAGGGGACAGGGUCUUCUUUAUUGUGACAAAUUACCUAGUGACACCAAACCAAAGACUGGGUUUCUGCCCUGAGAGUCCUAAAGUGCCAGAUGGUUUUUGUACUAAUGACAAUGAAUGUGUGGAAGGGCAAACUGUUAUAGCAGGCCAUGGAGUGAAGACAGGCCGCUGUCUAAAUGACACAGGAACCUGUGAGAUUCAUGGCUGGUGCCCUGUUGAGCAUGGCCAUACACCAUUGGAGCCCAUGCUGGCAAAAGCAGAAAACUUCACAGUCUAUGUAAAGAACUUCAUCAAGUUUCCAAAAUUUGCCUUCUCCAAAUCGAACGUCCUGCCUACCACCAACAGCACAUAUCUCAAGACAUGCAAAUAUGACAAAGAACAACAUCCCUAUUGUCCCAUCUUUCUUGUGGGAGAUGUGAUUAACCGGACUGGAUACAAUUUCCAGGACAUGGCAACAAAGGGUGGUUCAAUUGCAGUAGCAAUCGAGUGGAAUUGUGAUUUGGAUAAAGACGAAUCUCAGUGUAACCCUGAAUAUAGCUUCACACGCUUGGAUUCCUCUGAAAAUCCACAGCACUCUGUCACCUCUGGUUACAACUUCAGAUUUGCUCGAUACUACAGUGAUGCAGAAGGUCAAACCUAUCGGAAUCUAUUUAAAGUGUAUGGCAUUCGCUUUGAUAUAUUAGUGAAUGGAAAGGCUGGAAAAUUCAGUAUCAUUCCUACAGUGAUCAAUAUUGGUUCUGGACUUGCUUUAAUGGGUGCUGGGGUUUUUGUCUGUGACAUGAUUCUGCUCUACAUGAUGAACAAAAGCUCCUUCUACAGAGAGACAAAAUUUGAGGCAAUCACAAAAAAACAACCUGGAAAGCACAGAGAGAGAAAGCAUGUAAGACACCACGGUCAUCAUCGCCAAGACGGGCGACACAAGAGGGAGGAGAAACAGGCAAUAGAGAUGCAGCCAUUGACAUCGGUGUCAUCUCAGCCCAAUAACAACCCAGAGAAACCGAUCCAGCCCACAGGCUCAGCGCUCAAAACCCACAGUCCUGAGAGAAAGCCACAGGGUACAGUGACAUUCAGGACUCAGCAUGCUACAGAAAAACAGACCAUUUCUCCUGUUUCAACCUUGAGAACACCACGCAACCAGUAGAGGAUUUUUCUGAUGCUGAAUCCCAUUGGAUUUACUGUGGAUGUAUGAAGGGAGUUGUUAUAGCGGGUCUAUGCUCAGUCAUACCAAAGAGGAAUAGUGCCAGUGUUGUUUAUGUUCUCCUACACUGUUAAGAAAUGGUUCUAAACAGUACCAAAUUUGGGUUCUUUGGACAGGACAGAGCUGGUCACACUCACAUGUUCUGUUAAACUACAAAGAGAAAAAGCCAUGUUGGUAGGAAACUAGUUACAAAUUGAGAGUUAAAAUUUUAAGAAAGAAAUCAUGUGUUGACAGUCUAUGUAAAUGGAUGGCUGAGCUCCAGAAAACCAGUAAGGUGGCUUCGACAGUUACAGAUUUGAAAAACAAAAAGGCGUGAAUAAAGAACCCUAAACUCUAACACAAAGAACAAUUUCAGCAAAUAAGGGGAUCUUCGGGACAAUACAGAUCUAAACAGAACUGUUACUACAUGUAAAGAACCUUCAAAGAACCAUCUUUUUGUAGAGUGUAGUGUUUCACUGCCAAUGGAUGUUUUUGUUACAAAGGAUUUAUAAUAAGCUACAAUAUUUAUUGUAAAUCUGACCUGACACCAAAAAUUGUCAAACCAACGUUUAAUAAAUGUUGAAAUAUUUGUUUUCAUCUUGAAUGUGAAAACAGUACAACCUUAAAAA